This is a messenger RNA of Gadus chalcogrammus (walleye pollock), 2616 nucleotides long. RefSeq names its product protein SPO16 homolog. Gene Ontology annotation, biological process: reciprocal meiotic recombination; synaptonemal complex assembly. NCBI's taxonomy places the organism in Eukaryota, Metazoa, Chordata, Actinopteri, Gadiformes, Gadidae. Bases 1757 to 2281 code for a protein of 174 amino acids. Gene Ontology annotation, cellular component: chromosome. The transcript has 6 exons. The record is from RefSeq and is a predicted model, not a curated record.
UUUCUUAUCAUUUAAAAGUGUGAUAGCGGUAAAGAAUAGUGGACAACAAGAAAGAAAGGAUGAACGCGUGUUUCUAUGACAACGCUGUCUGUAAGGGUCGCCUAAAGGCCCAAUUGAAAGUUUCGCGGAAGUUGGUCUGAAACGUCCGACUAGAAGAAAUUAUAAAAACGAUCCGACUAUUUCUACUCAGACACAUAUAUUCCAAACCAUGUUCCCCAAAAAAAUUGGGAACAUGGCUUGAAAUACACAACGAUAUGGUGUUACUCCUGAGAGAAGCCAGACAACCUUGGAUGUAAGGAAGACACCGAGAGAAACAGCAUUAGCUACUAUGAGAACGAUAAUAGGCUACAACCGAUGCUUUACCUCCUCAUCUGCUAGAAAGGGCAAAUAAAUGUGGUUGUAAUAAGUACCUUUCUUAAAAGUUUUGAUCGGAGUUUACUUGCAGUGGGAACCUCAAACAUAUCAGACUUGUUCUCUGUUUUGACCCCAGAUAGCACUUCAGUUUUUUAUUGUUCUGUCAUAUGAUAUGUCCACCUGUUGCAUUUGUUUUUUUGCCAGCAGUGCGUCUAAGAAAGUAUCGCAUCUGUAGUAGAAACGGCAAAGAAAAUGAAGAAGACUAUCGAAGAACGAAAGAUUGAUGGAAUAAUUGAUGUAGUACUCACAUUGCAUUAUAACAGAUUUCAUAUGACGUCAUUGUUAACGUUUAACCCGCAAAAUGGUUUAUUUGGUCCCCAUACAAUUCAGGGCGAAUUCCAAAAAGAGCAAGAAAAGUUUGUUCUCGGAAAAAAAAAAGCUAAACAGACCUCACCCCUUUACAUUGCUCUUAUCCAGUAUUAACAUGAUAGCAAAUUAAGUAUAUUAAACCGAUAGAACUCCAUCGUUGGCGUUGCAGUACCAACAUGGAUGGGUUUCAAUGACACACAACAACAAAUCUAACCCUUUCAACAAGGAGGAAGUUCCGGACUGGGAUAAGGAGCUGCAGGUAGAGGUGGUGGCUGAUGCAGAGGCUCGCAACAACCACAUGAGGAGGAAAUAGGAAAUAAUGCUGCAAGAAGACCUCGAGGUGGAAAAGCUUCCUCCCCAACACUCCUGUCUCACGGCAUCCCUCUCUUUCUUCAACUUCUUUUUGAUGGCUGAAAUCUAUGGACGAAAAAAGACAUCUGCCGCGGCUUUGGGGACCACAAUGAUGCAGAUACAUUUUGACCUUAUCUCAUUGUACCUUGUAUAAUGGCCAGGUGUAGAUCAUUUCUGUCGUUUUCAGGUUCCUUAAUAUGGAAUUAAUAUGGAAUGGGUCACCAGAGUAGAAGCCAAUGAAGGCUUUUUAAGUAGAUGGAUAUCUUGCUAAAAAAAGGCUGUAUAGUGCCUCAUAAAUUAUAUUUGUAUCCGGAAAUCCAGAAAUAUAAACCUUUUGUCUGUUUCUUGUUUUUUAUUGUUAACAAGGUCUUGCUUUGCUUUUGCAUUUCAAUAUUAUAAUUGUUAUUCUCUAAAUGUCUUAUUGUGAUAUGAAUAAAUACUUUUUCUUAUGUUGCUUAUUAUUUUAACAUGUUAUUUAUUAAUAAAUUAACAUUCAAUUUCGUGAUCUAGACUUUACAGUGGAUCGUUUAAAAGGCCCAGACAGUGGUCUCUGUUGAAUGUUCUAGACUCGUGGCCUGGACGGUUAGGUCCUCGAGCCAUGAAAUCGAGGGUUAGACAACUUUGAGGCCAAGUCAAUCAACAGUUUGCAGUUUGAAUUGUAACGUAAACGUUUGUUUAGAUUAUGACGACCAAAACCGAACAGCCCAUUCCGUGGAAAACGACAAUCAUUGCCAGUUCAUCACUUCAGAACCACGAUGUGAUAGCGACACUGAAAGGACAGCAACAUCUCAUCAGAUUUUCAGACAGCGUCGAAUGUGGCGCCUUCAUUUUCCCGCUAUCAGGAAUUGCAUUUUUGUUGGUGUGCCUGGAUGAACUUCCUGAAAAUGUAAAUGAGACCGGACUUUUUGAAAAGAUAACAAACUUUAUCAAAGUCCAUCGGAACAGCUUCCUACUUCUCUAUGCGCCAUUUAACGGGAAGCGAGAACUGGAAAUCUUAUCAGAUAUUCAACAGAGAUUCUUUGCCAGCAACCUGAGAAUUCUUCCUGUGCGGAACAAUGGAGACAUCAUCAAAGGAAUGUUGACCAUCUCUAAGGCCACCAGCAAGCCCAAUGUGGACACCAUUCGAGACCGUCUGUCUUUGGCCAGAGCCCACAUCAUUGAACGCAGCCCAGUGUGGCAGAUGCUUAAAGAUGUGAAACUGGGGUAACAAAUAUAACAAGAGUUCUAAUGUCAAGUUCAGUCAUAAGACAAAACGUCUUAAAGGAGCCUUUUUAAUGUAAAACAUAAAAUUCUCCUCUAUUUUCUUCUAUUAACUUAUAUUGUAGUUCCACUGUUUAAAUGAUGUUGGUAUAUUUUUCUUCAGAAAAGGAAAUGUAUUGAAAUAAUAAAAGAAAAUCCAAAAUACCAUUUAUUAAAGAUCCUCAGUGAAAUAUAUAAAGAGAAGCCUUUGUUUUGGUCAAUGCUGUGCCCUGCAAUUGGUUGAUUGGGGUGUCUUAACUAUUUCAGUCUUUAAAAUGAAUCUCCUUAAUUUACACUCUUGGC